AUGUUAAGAUAUGUAAUAACGACUUUAGAUAACGACGAUUCGUUACUUGUUACAUCACCGUUUCUCGGCAGUUCAUCAACGAAGAAACGAUCAAAGCUUCGAACUAUUCGAAAAACAUGUUUAGGAAUUUUGAUUUUUUUGACGCUAACUGGUUUAUCGUUAAGUCUAACUGCUAUAUAUCUACCUUCAUGGCAGGUUGUUUAUUUUGCUGAAUAUAUGCAUGAUCAUGGCAGAGAGCACGCAAUGCAUGAGCAUGGCUUAUGGCAAGACUGUAAUAGAAAUGUCAGAAAAGAAAUUGACGCUCUUGGAACUCACGAAACUAUAUUAACUGGUCCAUCACAGUGUCUUUACAAAUGGGACUAUGAGGCAGUCGGUAACAGGGUUGAUCCUUAUGAACCAAGCGUUGACGGUGAAACGCAUAGGCAUCAUUUUUACGGAUGGCAGAUAGCGACAUUGGCUUUUCUCGGAACAGCUUUACUGUCAGCUAUAACAUCAUCAUUUUUGAUCUGCUGUGCCUGUCUUCAUCGUUCAGUCACCUUUACGCUUACAGCGUCAUCGCUUUUAACCCUAGCGCUGUCGGCUGCCGGGAUAGUGAUAUUCUUUUUUUACGCGCACAGAGCCGAGAAUCGUUUUAUCAGUUCUGCUGUAUUGACGCAUGAACAAAUUCUUGGUGAUGCAUUCUAUCUGGAACUGGGAGCUGUCGGAGUUCAUCUGUUGGCAUUUAUUGUUUCCCUGCUAAUUCUUUUGGCAACAUUACGAGAUAAACCGGCGAAGAAUGUUGUGACAUCAAAGGAUGAUCAAGAAUUAUUAAGUAUUAGUCAGGUUUCAAAAUCUACUGGUCCGAAUAUUCUCAGGACCUUAGAAGUGGAUCCACCACUCCUUUAUCAUCAAACCACAGGAACAACACUGUCACAGUCAACACCUCAUUACAUCAAACACCACAGCAACACUUAUCGUUCACCUGCAGCCAGCAUGCCAGAAUUACCGUCCCGAAUUUAUCGGUGUGGUAGUGAAACUCGGGUCUAA
Enterobius vermicularis (human pinworm) is the source of this 1026-nucleotide messenger RNA. The record is from the annotation of a GenBank genome assembly. Lineage: Eukaryota; Metazoa; Nematoda; Chromadorea; Rhabditida; Oxyuridae.